AUGCUCGCUGAAGUACAGGAAAACGAGCAUUUUUCUCUGAAGUCCGAUAACAAAACCCUGGAUGUACGUAAUGCUUUACCUUCGCACUCUGGAAACUACACCGCCUUUGCAGUUGUUAUGCAGAUUGGGUCACUUGUUGAGUCUGUACUUUCUUUUACAUCAUUUGAUUUAAGAGUUCGUGAUCUCUACCUAAAAGCUGUGGUCCGAAGUCCGCUUGUAGUGCAGCUCGGUAAUAACGUCAUCUUGAAAGUGGAGAAAUCAGCGUUGGGCACUUUAGUAUGGAAGCACAAUGGAAACCUGUUGUCCGGUCACGAACCUCAUUACGCUUACGGGAAUCCUCGAAAAACUGAGUUGGAAAUAUCUAAUGCAGGCCCGGAGCAGGCAGGAGUUUACGAGGUUUUCCUUAAGGAGGGUGGAUGUGAGAAACGUGCAGAGAUUCAAGUCCAGACAGGGAGCAUCAAAAUUCGGCCGAUCAGCUCUCAUUCCGACAUCUGUGUUGGGGAAAACACUUCCUUUGCUGUGGAAGUUAACAACUAUUUUGAUGACCUAGAUUUCCAUGUUAUUUGGAGAUAUAACAUGCUUCAAGUGCAGGAAAAUGAGCAUUUUUCUCUGAAGGCUGAUAACACAGUCCUGAAUGUACACAAUGCCUUACCUUCGCACUCUGGAAACUACACCGCCUUUGCUGUUCUCAUGCAGAAUGGGUCACCUGUUGAGUCUGUACUUUCUUUUACCUCAUUUGAUCUAAGAGUUCGUGAUCUCUACCUAAAAGCUGUGGUCCGAAGUCCGCUUGUAGUGCAGUUCGGUAAUAACGCCAUCUUGAAAGUAGAGAAAUCAGUGUUGGGCACUUUAGCAUGGAAGCAUAAUGGAAAUCUGUUGUCUGGCCACGAACCUUAUUACGCUUACGGGAAUCCUCAAAAAACUGAGUUGGAAAUAUCUAAUGCAGGCCCGGAGAUGGCAGGAGUUUACGAGGUUUUCCUUAAGGAGGGUGGAUGUCGGAAACGUGAAGAAAUUCAAGUCCACACAGGAGACAUCAAAAUUCGGCCGAUCAGCUCUCAUUCCGACAUCUGUGUUGGGGAAAUAGCGUCCUUUGCAGUGGAAGUUAACAACUAUUUUGAUGACCCGCUAAAUUUCCAAGUUUUUUGGAGAUAUAACAUGCUUACUGAAGUAGAAGAAAACGAGCAUUUUUCUUUGAAGGCGAACAACACAACGCUGGAUGUACACGAUGCUUUACCUUCUCACUCUGGAAACUACACCGCCUUCGCAGUUGUAGUGGAGAAUGGGUCACUUGUUGAAAAUGUGCUUUCUUUUACCUCGUUUGUUAUGAGUGUUCAUGAUGUAUUCCUGAAUGCCUCGGUCGAGAGUCCUAUCAAAAUAAAGGCUGGUGAUUCUACAAUCUUCAAAGUUGAGAAAUCAGAUCUGGGCGCCUUAUUUUGGACGCACGAUGAAGAGUUAGUGGACGAUAAGAGCCCUCACUACACCUUGAAUGCUAAUAAAACCGAGCUGGAAAUAGUUGCAGCACGCCUGGAACAAGCGGGAAUCUACGAAAUUGUACUCAAAGAGGGCAGAUGCGAGAUAAGCAAAGUUUUUGAAGUUCAGAUAUAUGUAGCAGAACUCAUGAAAGAUGUCAAUGUGCUUAUGAAAGAGAGUAAAGACGCAGAGGAUUCAGGCGAUUCAGAGUUUUGGGCGAUCACGUACAUGAUUUUGGUUUACGCUGAAGCCUUACGCGGAUUUCUCUUCUACAAGUGGUACAUUGCACCAGCUGCUGGUGGAGUAUUGCUUAUUGUAGUCACUGUGUUGGUCAAUCGCUUUGGUAGGCUGGGAGAGAAGAAAAAAAGCCCCAAGGAAAAUGCUGAAACACAUUCUGAAGCUGAAAAAGGACAACCCAGUCGGCAUUUUGUGUUGAAGAACCCUGUUGUCACAUUACUAAAAGAGGUCAUCUAUCCAUCCGCUGACCAAACAUUUCCAGCGUCAGCGGACAACUUAACCACGAAUACGUGCGUAGGGAGAGAAAAUCAUAUCCAGUCCCCUAGUUUGGAUCAUUAUAGGCAGGAAUCCCAUUACAGUGGUAUUGCAGUAGCUCCCGACUCGCUUGUGGGGCCAACCGUUCUACCUCCGACUCAAGAAAAAAAGAAGACAUCCAGCGAUGGGAGUGACGCUAACUAUGAUAGCUGCGACUCGUUUUGACUUUUAACAGGUUAAAAAAAGAGACAUCCAGCGAUGGCGCUAACUAUGAUAGCUGCGACUCGUUUUGACUUUUAGCAAGUGUCAUUAAAAUUAAAAAAUUACCCAGGGAGUCAUUAGA
This is a messenger RNA of Stylophora pistillata, 2302 nucleotides long. RefSeq lists its product as uncharacterized. The record is from RefSeq and is a predicted model, not a curated record. Lineage: Eukaryota; Metazoa; Cnidaria; Anthozoa; Scleractinia; Pocilloporidae.